AAUGAUGGUCUAAGAGAUUACGCUCAACUCCCAAUUAUUAUAAAUUAUGAUGGAAAACAUCCCGAAAAAAUUAAGAUCAAUCGAUUUAAUAAAAUGUCUAAAAUAUCUAUAUCUGAAGAAAGUGCAAUAAGAACAGAAAUACGAAAGAAAAUAGAUGACAAGACCGGUCCACUUUUUAUACGCCUAGCUUUUCAUACCUUAGCAAGUUUUGAUCGGAGUUUGAAGACCAUUGCCCUGAACUUUGAUAACCCGAGAAAUAUACGUCUAAAAGAUGCGACAAAAUUGUUGAGUAGUGUAGAGAAAAAUCAUAAAGAGGUUUCUAAAUGUGACUUGUGGUCUCUUGCUGGUGUGAUUGCCGUUGAAGUUUUGGGUGGUCCGAAAAUCCCAUGGAAAUUUGGUCGUAAGGAUGGUACUAUAAGUGAAGAAGAUAUUCCCGGAAUCAGCCUUAAUCCGGAUGUCAUUCGUAAAGAAUUUAAACCAUUAGGAUUUACUGACCGUGAUAUAGUAGCUUUCAUAGGAGCCCAUACUGUCGGUCGUUCUGCUGGUGGCAAAUGGACUGAAUCAAAUAAUCGAUUUACCAAUCAAUUUUCUCAAUUGAAAGGCCAAUACAACAUAUUAUACACACAAGAAUCAUUAGAGCCAAGUUUUUCAACAGCACAAUUAACAUUCUCAGCUAAUGACCCUGGAAAUUUGUCUUUCUCUGUCAUUGAACUAUUACUUUUACUAAGAUCUACACAAACCGCAAUGAUUUAUCCUGGAUCUAUCGAGGGCACUAAUGAACAACCGAAUCUUGGAAAUUUUAUUAUUAAACGGGUUGCUGAAGUUGAAAAGUCACUAACAGGGGAUUGGCGUGGAUAUUACUUUUACAUAAUUAAUGACGAAAGUGAUCGAAUGUUAAUUAAUUUGAACUUUACCGGGAUGGGUCUGGCUCAGAUGGAGUUGAAAGGUUUGAAAUAA
Molecule: messenger RNA, 957 nt
Organism: Funneliformis caledonium
Lineage: Eukaryota; Fungi; Glomeromycota; Glomeromycetes; Glomerales; Glomeraceae
Source: the annotation of a GenBank genome assembly